This is a messenger RNA of Ectocarpus siliculosus, 675 nucleotides long. The record is from the annotation of a GenBank genome assembly. NCBI's taxonomy places the organism in Eukaryota, Phaeophyceae, Ectocarpales, Ectocarpaceae.
AUGCGAUCGUUUGGAGUGGUGCUGGCGUCAUCGGUGAUGAUCAUCGCAAGCGCCUCGUCGAAGCUGGACGUGAUCGAUUUGCCACGAGGAUUCUUUCCGGAAGGCAUCACCAACGGCGAAGGAUGGACUGCCUUCGUGGGAUCGCUCAAGCGCACGGCACGCGUGUACGAUGAGGAUUUCACUAUGGUUGCCGAUCUGGCCCUGGCUGACGGGGGCAACUCGUCGUUUGUGAAUGACGUCAUCAUCACCAAGACCGCCGCAUUCUUCACGGAUUCGUUCCAACCGAAGAUAUACAAGGUGGACCUCGACGAGGAGACAGGUGAAUUGGUGGAUAGAUCCGCCGUUGAAACUCUCGUCCUCAGCGACAACGUUCCCGUGGUGGAAGGGGCGUUCAAUGUGAACGGCAUCGAGGUGUUGCGGAAGAACACGCUCUGGGUCGUGCACCCCUCAGGAGGAGAGAUUCUCGAGGUGUCUCUUUCGGCUGAUCUGUCGUGCGGGUCGGUGGCGCGCCGUGCACUGUCACACCCCAUGUUCGAUACCCAGACCACCGCCAUGCGCAAGGGCAACUCUCUCUACGCCGUGAAUGCCAAGUUCGGCGUUGCCGAAGAGGACGUUGACACCGCGGCGUACGAGAUCGUCCGCGUUGACCGUGACAGCGGGGAGUUGGCUUGCUAA